Tripterygium wilfordii is the source of this 2915-nucleotide messenger RNA. RefSeq names its product mitogen-activated protein kinase 15-like. Gene Ontology annotation, cellular component: cytoplasm; nucleus. The record is from RefSeq and is a predicted model, not a curated record. Bases 671 to 2356 code for a protein of 561 amino acids. Gene Ontology annotation, biological process: protein phosphorylation; intracellular signal transduction. Lineage: Eukaryota; Viridiplantae; Streptophyta; Magnoliopsida; Celastrales; Celastraceae. The transcript is spliced from 10 exons. Gene Ontology annotation, molecular function: ATP binding; MAP kinase activity.
CCUUGUUGUUCUCUUUCCCUCUGGAGUACAGCUUGAUUCUUUGAACGUACAAACGCUGCUUUGAUUUUCCACUCCUCUCUCGCUGUGACAGAUCCGAAAGAUCUUCCAUAAAUACGAAAGAUUUUUAUUCGAAAACACCUAAAAGAUUUCUUCUAUUACUACAGCAUACAUACAACAACAAAAGUAGAGAAUAUCGGCUCUCUGGAUUCUCUCAAAUUUAGUUAUUUCCGCUCAAUUGGGAAACCCGCUCUUGUGGAUGUGAUCUGUGUAACACCGUUUUCCAGCUGCAUUUAGAGACCUCCGCCAUUGUUCACCACCCUAAGCUUUCUUUAUUCCGCCUCUCCUGUUUAUUCCUUCCAAUCCAAAGUAUUAACUUUGUGUCCAAAGCUGCUUACUUUGGGCGCAAAUUUGUGAUCUUUACCUUCUUUUGAUUUUGGGUUUGAGUCUUUACGCUUGAAUUCAGGUUUAUUAGUGUUGAUUUGAUAUUGGGUAUCUGCGGCUUUUCUCGCUGAAUCUGUGCUUUGCACUUGAACUUAUUAUUGAGGCGAUUUGGUGGAUUUGUCCCGAUUGGGUUUUAUUUGAUCGUGUGAUUCUGAUUGGAGGGCGAAGUCAACUCGUGCUUCCUCAAUCUGAUUUAUUAAUUUGAAGAGUUUGAUGCUUCCUUGCCAAGAUGCAGCAUAAUCAAAGAAGGAAGUCGUCGGUGGAUGUGGACUUCUUUACUGAAUAUGGUGAGGGUAGCAGGUACAAAAUAGAGGAAGUAAUUGGCAAAGGUAGCUAUGGGGUUGUUUGCUCUGCAUACGACACACAUACUGGAGAAAAAGUUGCAAUUAAGAAAAUCAAUGAUAUCUUUGAACACGUCUCUGAUGCCGCUCGCAUCCUUCGUGAAAUUAAACUUCUUAGACUCUUGCGCCAUCCAGAUAUUGUGGAGAUCAAGCACAUCUUGUUGCCACCUUCCAGGAGGGAAUUUAAGGAUAUAUAUGUUGUUUUUGAACUUAUGGAAUCUGAUUUACACCAGGUUAUAAAAGCAAACGAUGAUUUAACCCCAGAACAUUAUCAGUUCUUUCUUUAUCAGCUUCUUCGAGGCCUGAAGUACAUACAUACAGCAAAUGUCUUUCAUCGAGAUCUCAAGCCCAAAAACAUCUUAGCCAAUGCUGACUGCAAACUCAAAAUUUGUGACUUUGGUCUUGCAAGAGUAGCUUUUAAUGAUACUCCUACUGCAAUAUUUUGGACAGAUUACGUUGCAACAAGGUGGUACAGAGCUCCUGAAUUAUGUGGAUCCUUUUUCUCUAAGUACACACCUGCCAUAGAUACAUGGAGCAUUGGGUGUAUCUUCGCAGAACUUUUAACGGGGAAGCCUCUUUUUCCUGGUAAAAAUGUUGUCCAUCAGUUGGAUCUGAUGACCGAGCUGUUGGGAACGCCUUCUUCUGAAGCCAUAGCCAGGGUACGCAAUGAGAAAGCUCGGAGAUACUUGAGCAGCAUGCGGAAGAAGAAGCCCAUUCCCUUCUCGCAGAAGUUCCCUAAUGCUGAUCCACUUGCACUUCGGCUGUUAGAAAAGAUGCUGUCAUUUGAACCCAAGGAUCGGCCUACUGCUGAAGAGGCUCUUGCAGACCCAUAUUUUAAGGGUUUGGCCAAAGUUGAGAGGGAACCUUCUGCCCAACCAGUUUCCAAAAUGGAAUUUGAAUUUGAGAGACGAAGGAUAAUGAAGGAAGAUGUACGAGAGCUCAUUUACAGAGAAAUUCUUGAAUACCAUCCUAAAAUGUUGAAAGAGUUCUUAGAAGGAUCGGAGCCAACAAGCUUCAUGUAUCCAAGUGCUGUUGACCAUUUCAAGAAACAAUUUGCGUAUCUUGAGGAGCACUAUGGAAAUGGCACAGCUGUUACUCCCCCUGAGAGGCAACAUGCAUCGUUGCCCAGGACUUGCGUUUUAUAUUCAGAUAACUCAGUGCAUAAUUCAGCAGAGGUCAUGAAGGACCUUUCCAAGUGUAGCAUCAAAGAAAAUGAGAAGCCACGAAUGGACAGGACUUCUGGGAUCCCCAUGUCCAGACUUCCUCCUCAAGUUCCUCAAAGUGCUCAAGGUGGUGCUGCAAGACCUGGGAAGGUUGUAAGUUCGGUAAUCCGUUAUAACAACUGUGGGGCAGCAGCAGCUGCAGAGGCUCUUGAUCACCGAAGGAUUGUUAGAAGUUCUGCUGUUCCACCUCAAUUCGCUACCUCAACAUAUCCAAUAAGAAACCCUGACUGUAAAAAUGAUAGAGAAGAAGAUGAAGUGGUUGCAGGUUCUAAUAGAUUGCAACCAAAGCCACAGUACAUGGCUGGGAAAGUCGCCACUGCUCAAGGUCGAUCUGGAAGUCAAUGGUAUUGAUUCCAAUGUGUUUUUCUUUGAAUUCAACCGCGACAUCAACAUUCUACAGUAGCAGUCAUCAAUCGCACAUCAUCCCGGGUUGAUGCAUUCUUGAUGGCAAAUUAGAAGGGGCAAGUGGUAUGAUUUCAUGACUGUAAAAUGUUACAGACAGGAAAUCUAGCGAUAAGUUGUCGCUAGAUACCAAGUCUCUAACCCAAGUGUAGGAUGAUCCUAUCAUGCCAACAAUUCAUGACACUAGCUCUCUCCCCUGGUCUUGAAAAUUGGUGGCACCCCAGUUAUUUGUAGUAAGUUAUUUCUGUUCUUUCCUUUGCUUUUUUUUUUCAAGAUAUGAACCUUUCAUCACUUAGUCCUCCGACUGUAACGGCAAGACAUGACUGCUGUGUAUCUGGUCGUAUCACUACGCGAAUGUUCUCUAUAUAGCUAGUCUACUUUUAACGCAGUGUCGAGAAUGCCAACAUGUAUGCGAUUACAUGUAAAUGUAAUCAAUUUUAGUUAUGGGCUUUGUAAAGCCAAAUAUUGCACCUUCCUAUCGAAGUAGCAUUUGGAGAGCUUUGUGCUA